Molecule: messenger RNA, 6802 nt
Organism: Chrysemys picta bellii (western painted turtle)
Lineage: Eukaryota; Metazoa; Chordata; Testudines; Emydidae
Gene: SLC8A2
Product: solute carrier family 8 member A2
Biological process (GO): cell communication; calcium ion import across plasma membrane; sodium ion transmembrane transport
Cellular component (GO): sarcolemma; postsynapse; axon
Molecular function (GO): calcium:sodium antiporter activity
Source: RefSeq, a predicted model, not a curated record
GAUCCCGCCGGGUCUGGCAGCCGGACCGAACCGCCCGGGAUCAUGGCGCCGGCAUGGCAGCCCCUGCCCCGAUUCCUCACCCAGGCUCUGCUGGCGUCCGUCCUCCUGGCUGACAACUUCUCCCAGGCGGGAGCCUUGGAGACGGUGCCGGAAAGCAACGUGAGCUGCCAAGGGUCCAACACGUGCCAUCCGGGGGUGCUGCUGCCCGUCUGGCAGCCGGACAACCCCUCCUUCGGCGACAAAGCUGCUCGGGCCAUUGUCUACUUCGUGGCCAUGAUGUACAUGUUCCUGGGGGUCUCCAUCAUCGCCGACCGCUUCAUGGCCUCCAUCGAGGUCAUCACCUCCAAGGAGAAGGAAAUCACCGUCACCAAGGCCAACGGCGAGACCAGCAUCGGAACAGUGCGGAUCUGGAACGAGACGGUCUCCAACCUGACCCUGAUGGCGCUGGGCUCCUCCGCACCCGAGAUCCUGCUCUCUGUCAUCGAGGUGUGUGGGCACAACUUCCAAGCUGGGGAGCUGGGGCCCGGCACCAUUGUGGGCAGCGCCGCCUUCAACAUGUUCGUGGUGAUCGCCAUCUGCGUUUACGUCAUCCCCGCCGGGGAGAGCCGCAAGAUCAAACACCUGCGGGUCUUCUUCGUCACGGCCUCCUGGAGCAUCUUCGCCUACAUCUGGCUUUAUCUGAUCCUAGCGGUCAUCUCCCCGGGCGUGGUGCAGGUCUGGGAAGCUCUGCUGACGCUCGUCUUCUUCCCGGUCUGCGUGGUCUUCGCCUGGAUCGCCGACAAGCGGCUCUUCUUCUACAAGUACGUCUACAAGAGGUACCGCGCCGACCCGCGGAGCGGCAUCAUCAUCGGCACCGAAGGGGAGUUCCCCAAAGACAUCGAGAUGGAUGGCAGCUUCCUGGCCAAUGACCACCGGGAGAACGUCUUCAUGGACGGGGCGGCUUCCACGUCCCCGGCCCUGGCCUCCUCCACCCAAGAGGAGAAGGAACUGGACGAGAGCCGCAAGGAGGUGAUCCAGAUUCUCAAGGACCUCAAGCAGAAGCACCCGGACAAAGAGCUGGAGCAGCUGGUGGAAAUGGCCAACUACUACGCCCUGCUGCACCAACAGAAGAGCCGAGCUUUCUACCGCAUCCAAGCCACCCGCAUGAUGACCGGGGCUGGGAACAUCCUGAAAAAACACGUCUCGGAGUUCUCCAAGAAGUCGUCCAACCUUCUGGAGGCGCCGUCGGAGGCGGAGGAGGAGAACUACAGCAAGAUCUUCUUCGAGCCCUGCCUGUACCACUGCCUGGAGAACUGCGGCUCGGUCACGCUGACCGUGGCCUGCCAGCAGGGUGGGGAGGGCAACCACACCUUCUACGUGGACUACAAGACGGAGGACGGCUCGGCCAAGGCGGGCUCCGACUACGAAUAUAGCGAGGGGACGCUGAUCUUCAAGCCGGGCGAGACGCAGAAGGAGCUGAAGAUUGGCAUCAUCGACGACGAUAUCUUCGAGGAAGACGAGCACUUUUUCGUCCGCCUGCUCAACUUGCGGGUGGGGGACGCCGAGGGCAUGUUCGAGUCCGACUCGGCCGACCACCCCAAGGGGCGUCUGGUGGCCCCGCUGAUCGCUACCGUCACCAUCCUGGACGACGACCACGCCGGCAUCUUCACCUUCCAGGACAAGCUGUUGCGUGUCAGCGAGUGCCAGGGCACCAUGGAAGUGAAGGUGGUGCGGAGCUCUGGGGCGCGGGGGACGGUGAUCGUCCCCUACCGGACAGUGGAGGGGACGGCUCGCGGAGCGGGCAUCGACUACGAAGACGCCUGUGGGGAGCUGGAAUUCAAGGACGACGAGACAGUGAAAAGCCUGCAGGUGAAGAUUGUGGACGAUGAAGAGUAUGAGAAGAAGGACAACUUCUUCAUCGAGCUGGGGCAGCCGCGCUGGCUGAAACGGGGCAUCUCGGCUCUCUUGCUAACUCAAGCCGACGGGGACAAGAAGCUCUCGGCAGAGGAGGAGGAAGCCUGGAGGAUCGCCGAGAUGGGCAAGCCGAUCCUGGGGGAGAACUGCCGGCUGGAAGUCAUCAUCGAGGAGUCGUACGACUUUAAGAACACCGUGGACAAGCUGAUCAAGAAAACCAACCUGGCCCUGGUCAUCGGCACCCACUCCUGGAGGGAGCAGUUCCUGGACGCCAUCACCGUGAGCGCAGGUGAUGAGGAAGAGGAGGAGGACGGGCGGGAGGAGAAGCUCCCAUCCUGCUUUGACUACGUCAUGCACUUCCUGACGGUGUUCUGGAAGGUGUUGUUCGCCUGCGUGCCGCCCACCGAGUACUGGAACGGCUGGGCCUGCUUCAGCGUCUCCAUCCUGGUGAUCGGGCUCCUCACCGCCCUCAUCGGGGACCUGGCCUCCCACUUUGGCUGCACCGUGGGCCUCAAGGACUCCGUCAAUGCCGUGGUCUUCGUGGCCUUGGGCACCUCCAUCCCGGACACCUUUGCCAGCAAGGUGGCCGCCCUGCAGGACCAAUGCGCCGACGCCUCCAUCGGCAACGUGACGGGGAGCAACGCGGUGAACGUGUUCCUGGGCCUGGGCGUGGCCUGGUCGGUGGCCGCCAUCUACUGGGCCGCGCAGGGCCAGGACUUCAAGGUGCAGACGGGCACCCUGGCCUUCUCCGUCACCCUCUUCACCAUCUUCGCCUUCGUGUGCAUCAGCGUGCUCAUGUACCGCCGCCGGCCGAGCAUCGGGGGCGAGCUGGGGGGCCCCCGGCCGGCCAAGCUCCUCACCGCCGGCCUCUUCCUCGGCCUCUGGUUCCUCUACAUCCUCUUCUCCAGCCUUGAGGCCUAUUGCCACAUCCGGGGCUUCUGAGCUAGUGUUGGGGGUGGGGACGCUGCCCCCCCUCCACCGUCCCCUUUGCCCAGAGACACCGCCUGGGGGGGAAAGGGGGAGGUCCUGCUCCAUCCCAGCACCCAGAUCUUUGAGUGUCCUCGUUUGUUUUUGUAGGGUCUGCGUGGAACCAGGAGCUGCCCCCCCAAUCUGUCAUGGGUGCAGCCAUUAUAUGGGGGGACGAGGCCCCCCUAAUUUUUAGCACCUCAUUGAUGUCACCUCCCCCCUAUGAACAAUGCCAUGAACAUCGGAUCUGGCACAGCCCCCCCCCCAGCUUAUAGGGGGUGUUUGGAAGUGAGGGUGACCCCUAGGGGCUGGUGAGGUUUGGGGGGAUCGGCGGGGAGUGAGGUUUGGGGGGAUUGCAGGGCAGUGAGGUUUGGGGGGAUUGGAGGGGAGCGAGGUUUAGGAGAAGGGGAAGCUGGCGGGGGGAGUGCUACAAUCCCCCCCCCCAUGGUGUUUUCGUUUAACUUGUUUUGUUCUGCAUUGUGCUCUUCUCCUGGGGUCUGGGGGCGGGCUGGGGCAUCGGCCGGACACAGGGACUCAAACUGCAGCUGGGCCUGGAGGGGUGAUUUGGGGGACGGGGGUGACUCGAUCCCCACCCCGCCCCCGGCUCUGGAGAGGUGCAAGAACCAGCAGCCGGAUCCCACCUGCUGCGGAAGAAGGGCGCCCCCCCACGUGUCGGCCUGUCGCAGGGGGCCGCGCGCAGUGGGGGGCUCUGGGAGCCAGGCAGCUGGGCUGAUGGUGUGUGCCCCCCCCCCGUGCCGCACCCCCAUUGGUUUCAUCGCCGGCCUCUCGCCUCUGGCCGCCCGCUCAUAAACAGGGGGUGGCACUGGGCCCCCUGCUCCACAGCCUGGUGUGACGCCCCGGUGCAGACAUGUGUAUACAUAUUGCGUGCGCACACACACACACACUGCGUGCGCACGCACACACACACACCCUGCAUGUAGACACACACACACUGUGUGCACACGCACACACACAUACCCUGCACGUAGACACACACACACACGCUGCACGUGUAUACAUACUGCGCACAUACACACACACUGCACGUAGACACUCAAACACACUGCGCGUGCAUACAUACUGAGUGCACACACACACACACACACACACUACACACGUAUACAUAGUGAGUGCGCACACACUGCACAUAGACACACACACACUGCGCAUGCAUACAUACUGCGCGCGCUCACACACACUACUGUAUGGACACACUUUACACAUGCAUGCACAUGCUGCACAUAGACACACACACAAAACGCACUCUGCAAGCACAGGCACACACACUGCACAAACAGUUCACACAUACACUGCACACACCCCAUGACUCCCAUUCACAUUUGCACACACACAUACUGCAUGCACACACAUGCACAUGCACUGCAUUUGUGUACACACACACACACACCAUGCACACACAUUCUGCAGGCACAUGUGCACACACAAUCACACAUACACUGCACACACACCAUUCACAUUUGCACACACACUACAGACACACACACAUGUGUCCACACACUCCAUGUGUACACAUGCACUCUGCAGGCACACAUGUAGACACUGCACAAACAUUCACACAUAGACUGCACACACCCCGUUCACAUUUGCACACACACACAUACGUGCACGCACACACACAACAUGCACGUGCACUCUGUAGGCACACGCUAACACACUGCACACACAUUCACUACACACACAUGUUCACAUUUGCACACAUGCCAUAGACACACACUGCAUGCAUGUACACACACUGCAUGUGUGCACGCACACCCACUGCACACACAUAUGCACUACAACAGACACAGACACACACCUGUUCACAUUUGCACCCACGCUACAGAUGCACCCACACACCACAGAACACACAUACAACACACAUGCAGACUAGUCACAAAGUGCAAAUACACACAGAGCAAACCCCCCCACCAUUCCCCCUCUCCCAGUGCCUCUUCACACACCCCGUUCCACCGGGCGGGACCUGGCCCACGGGGGGCGUCAUCAUUCCAUGGGGCAGGGCACGAUCUGCCCCACGGUGGUGCUGGGGUGUGUGUGUGGUGGGGGGGUCGUCCCUUGCAGCACCUGGCAUCUGAUCCAGCCACGUAGCUUGUCAGUCACCACGUGGAGCUGAGGGGUGAUCAAAGUCCCAAAUUGCAUUAACCCCCGAACCGCAGAGGCCUUGCCCCACUGGGACGCUGUGAUCUGUCCUUCGCCCCCCCCCCCGAGACCUGUGUCAAGCCAUUGAUGGGAGCCAUUCGCAAAGGGGGACACAGGGUCCGAUCCCUGCUGUGUGAGGCCCAUUGGCUUGGGGUGGGGGUGAGGAUGGGGGUGCGUGACAUCAUUUCUAAUACCAGGGAUCUUUUGCCUGGCGCUGAGAGACAGCCACCUCUGGGGUGGGACACAGCCGCUGUUUGUACAAGGGAGCGUCAGUAAAGCCAAUGGCUCAGGUGUCUGCGUUGCUCACCGGCGGCACGGCUCAGAUGUGGAACAGCCACUCCAGAAUUUCCAGCGGGCGGGGGCAGAGGAGCAGCUGGUGGGGGCUGCGUGGAAGAUGCAUACAUUAAAAUUACAGGGGGUCGGAAAAAUGGGGUUUUUUUUCCGUGCUGAAUUUCAAGUUUUGGGUGAAAAGAAACCCUACAUCUAUAAUAUUUUGGCUGCAAACAGAAAUAUUUUAAGUCUGAAAUGCCCGUGCAGUGCCUCAUGGGUGGGGUAGUUCAGCUCCCAGCCCCCCUCUUAAUUGGGCUGCUUGAUUGGACUACAUCUCCCAUGAAGCACCACAGCCUUCCUGCUUGGCCGUGGUGCAACAUGGGAAGUGAAGUCCGGCCGGGGAGCGCUGCCCAUAGAGGCAAAUGGGAGCAGAAGGCUCCCAAACUACAACUCCCACGGAGCUCCGCGGACGCAGGCCAGGCGGGAUGUAUUUUCAUUUUGGGUUGAAAAUUGUUCAUUUUGGGGGUGUUCGGGGGGUGUUAAAACAAAACAUGGACAUUUUGGGCGGGAUGCAGCCAAGUCUGUCGGUUGAAACCCAAUUUUCGAAAGAACCGUUUGGGUGACAAUUAAGCCCUAAUUAUGGCCUGGGGUGGGCUUUGGCCGGGGUGGUGCAACUGGGUCAUUUCCCGUUAGGUGUGCACGUCUUUCAAAGGGGGGGGGAACAUUACGUUUUAUUCUUUCCGAGAAGUAGUCCCAAAGUCCAGGCGCAAACAAGCCUUAUUAAGUGGGGGUGGGGGGGGGGGAAAUACGGGUCCUUUUCAAAGUGGCUGGGGGUUAGCCAGCGUUCCCGACUCUCACAAUGCGGGGUGAGGUUUAUAGAUCCCCAACUCCGGGGUGGGUGGAAUUAGCCGAGACUCUUGACUUUAAUAUAUAUUUUUAAAAGUUUCUAGCCCUCCUAGCUGCAGAGAAAAACCCCACAGCGCCACUGCCAGACGCCAACAUGAACACACCCUUCCAGGCCCUGCUGUGUAUUUUUUCCAAAUGCCCCGGAUUUUUUAAGCGCCUCUCCAUUGGCUGCCUUGUAAUUUUUGCACAGGCCAGGCGUGGGCAGCCCACAGCAAGUGUGAAAAAUCGGGACGGGGGUGGGGGGUACUAGGAGCCUAUAUAAGAAAAAGGCCCAAAUAUCAGGACUGUCCCUAUAAAAUCGGGACAUCUGGUCACCCUCCGUGGGCCCUUCCACGAGCCACGUGGCUGGGGCUGCGUGGAGAGAGAUGGCCCCACACAAAGGGCAGGGUUUUUAACCUGGAUUUCUUACUGCUGCGUCCCGGGUUUUUUGGACAAGGACACUUUUCAGACAAGGGAUUUUGUAGCUGGACGGCCUGGGCUGGGGCAGGGAGAGAGGCCGUCUCCCACGCCGUCUUUCUAGUCUCUUUCUUCUCUGUCGGUAGUUUCGUCCGUCUCCCUUUGAAACGCUGGGUCUCUUUCUGUACGAGUCCCCAUAAACCUUUGAAUAUUG